AGGUAAGUUGUGGCGCGGAGCAUCUCAUGGAGAUGGUGAGAGAGGGGAGAGAGCAGAAGGCCGACAGACAUGUUGAGAGAGGCGAGAGAGAAAGGGAGACAGUUCUUUCCUUCGACUUCCUUGAACACCACGGGGGUGCACAAACGCUGACGAAGGGGGGAGAGUGAGGAGGGGACAAUUCCUGCCCGGAACCAACAAGCGGGGUACACGCUUCGAGCCUCCAGAGGGCACUGUACCACCACUCAUUCUUGGUCGGCGCGGUGCUUAACUUCUCUCGUCAACUGCUAUCUGGACGCUGGACCAGGGAACAGCGUGAGAGUGGAAGACCGAAGUUCCAAUGUCCCGGGUGCAGGUAUUGUGUCGGCUUGGCAGCCAGGUGGUGGUACCUAGAGGGCGUUCACGUCUGGGCUUUGUAAGGCCCAACUUGGCGUCACGCACGUGCGCAGGCCAUGGAGGGAGAGUGGUGGGCCCACCAUGCCGGCCAAGAAUGAUGAGUACUGCUGGGGAAGCAGCACCGGGGUCUGCUUCUCAGGCGAAGAAAGGAGGGGGGGGGGGUCGAGUUAUUGCGCUUCUCGGAUUGGCUGCGAUCGGUGCCGGUGGCUAUUACUACUACGAUACACAGAUGGGUUUAGGGGGAGGGGGCAUAUUGCCAUCACCGCAGACAAAGCAAGAUGGGAAUACAGAGACAUCUGCGGCGGCGCCAGCAGAGUCGUCAACCAUUCCCUCUCCUCUUGCUCUUCAUCCUCCUCUGUCUUCGUCGUCUGAUUCAGCGCCCCUGGCGAAGUCGAGUUCUCCUCUUUCGCCACGAGAGGAUCUGUUGAAUCGUCAGGCUGAGAUGAAGGCUCAGCUGGAGGAGCUCAGAAAGAAGGGGAAAAAGAGGGACCCAAUCAUAGAUCUCCAAAAGAAGGAGAUCAAGGACGACCUUAAAAUCGUUGCAAAAUUGCUCAAACAGCUUGAGAAGGGUGCUUGACAACCACCACCUCCUGACAGCUUUGUCCAAAAAAUCCAGCUGCCAUGCCAUGUUGGUGAGCAGAGGCUGGAAUGAAUGAUGAAAUAGGAAUCGCGGGUGCAGACGAUGCAGCCGCAACAGUGAUGAUCGCGGGUGUGACAAAUGAUAAAGUGGGAAGGCAAAAAAAUCGUUUCUUUGCACCGAACAAGUAAUCUCAGCGGCGUAUGUUCUUGAUGUCGCUUCGUGAUUACAGUGGCAAAUUUGAUGGUGGCAAGGAUGGUGAUUCGAUUUUUUAUGCUGUCUUUCCGUCUGUCGUUCAUGCGAGCGUGGAACGAAGAAAGAUGGUCGAACGGUUGGCAGUAGUGGACAUCAGACCGAUCAAUGUUACAUGUCGUCGUCGGUGUAUUUGUAACUACACAUGCCGCUGGUGAUGAUGUGAAACUGUGGCACGUCCGAUCAGUUUCCGUUUUUUUUUUGGAAAAGUUCGCCGCUCGUACUGCCCCUGCACAUCAUCCUCGGCUCACGCUCUUGCUCUGUUCGAACCUCCGGUGGACAAUUGCUGCAUGCGCGGUUUCGGUGGAUGGCUGCGUUCUAAGCUAUAAGCUUGGGGGGGCAUGGUAUAUGCAAGAGUAGAGGAUUCUGUGGUCGUGUCGGAUGCUCAGCAAGAAAUAAUAAAGAGGUUUGCGGACCGUCGACUGCGAGUGUCUUAUACGGUGGUGGUGGGGAUUAAGAUGGACUUUCUACGCCAUGUUGGUGUGGAAUGGGUGUCUUGAACUGCAGGAGGGCAGUAUGGGGGAACUAAGGAGCUUGCAUGAUGUAUUUGUUACUUGGGUCUUCAUGGACCCAUGUGAUGCGGCUUGCUGGGUCAUUGUUGGCCAUCAUUGAUGAUGACCUGUGUGCAUUUGUGGAGUGUACAACCAAACCUUCGUCUCACCGAUGCGAAGGUCAGGACUCUUCCCAACCCUUGUUUUUUUCUGGGGCUGCCAUCGUUUUGUGGGGCGCACUUUUCUCGAAUCCCUGGCCACUGGCUGCAUUCAAUGGAUUGAUGAUUUAGGUUUAGUUGGGCAUGUCAAUAGCUGUGGCUAACGACGCCUUCCUCGUAUAUACAACUCCCGCAACUGGCUGACCAUAUAUCCAGCUCUGGUCAGUAAAACACAUGCUGGCUUCUUCCUCUGUUCCACAUGGGGGCCCAGUCUGGCUCGCUGCUUGCUUGGGUCCCCCCACUCUGCUAUGUGAUCUCUAGUCCUGUUGGUGAGUACUUGAAUGUCACCACCAAGUACUCGUACAGCAUGUUUUGGUAGUAUACAUCUAAAAACAUUCCUUCUUAGUUCGUUAGUUAGUUAGCAUGUGUGCAUUGCUCCUUGUAUGGAGCACCUUGGUCAAGUUCAUCUCUGGUCCGCAUUUGUUUACUUAGAUUCUGCCUCGUACAGCAUGCUGUACGAGUACUUGGUGGUGACAUUCAACUUGGUGCCUUCUCGGUGCUUCUACUGUGUUGCCUACCCGCUCGCUCGGUGCCUUCUCUGCUCCGCAUUUGUUUACUUAGAUUCUGUUUUCCCAACCUCGCAUGACACGUCGAACUCACCCUUCAGAACAGACUUGCGACGGUCAACAGGGGAAGGGCCUUUCAAAAGAUGCGAUGCACUUCAUCGCAAUGCUCUACUACUCAAGUGCACAGCAAUUGCCAUGAUGUUGGCAGACAGGACAACCUUAACUGCUACCUCUGUCGAAGACACGUAAAAGUGUUUGGUGACCGUGUGUGAGAUGAUGGAGGGCAUGCUUCGCCAAGUUUCGCGAUGGCGAAUCGAUACAGUAGAAGACAAAUAUCAGCGGCGACAAGUGGGCAGUGUAACCUGUGGAUCGAUCAGUCGGGCAAAGUAAUUUCGGUGGCUCUCUGAGUCUGUGCAUAUUUAAGAGUGAGAGCGCAGGUACGAGUAUGAUUUGAGGGGCAUGCAGAAGGUUAUAGUCCGAUAUUCUGUAGGCCAGGUUUGCAUCGCUGGCAUCGCCUCGGCUAAGUGCUAUAUCAUACAUAGUCCAUGCUGCUGUGCCUGCUAGGCUUUCUGCAGCAUGCUGUCACUCAAUGGUUAGUCCAAGCUGCUGUGCGUGCUAGUCGGUUUUCCGCUGUCUUCUGUUGUUUAUCAAUGGUACCCCUGCUCCGUUGUCGCGCUUUGCUUGUCUGGUUUCAUCACUGACUGAGUACCAGUUCAAACUUCAAAGUGAGAUUCCUGCCGAGAUGGCCCUACCGUAGCUCUCUCUGACUGGGUGGCCGCACUGGCUCAGUCCAGGGAGUGUGGCAGGGGCCUGUCUCAUGAUCAAUCUGGUUGCCUUGUAUACCACUCGAGUGUGGUGAUGGCGACGGCGAUAACAACGUUGUGGAGGGUGCACCUUGUUUUUCUGCUUUUGCAUGCAUGCCGUUCCCGGCUGUUUGGCUAAGAUCGAGUGUAGUUUUUCUCCGUUUGUAGAGAUGGCUGACACCUGACACCCCGUCAGGUGUCAGGGGUGUUUUUUAUUGCAGUCAUUCUUGCUGGCUAUUUUCCAUAACGGGAUAUGUCUACAACAACUUCUACUGGCUCGCUCGAGCAGAUUAUUAUGUAAGGGAUGUUGAUGAUGAUGAUGAUGAUAAUGAUAAAGAAGAAGAUGGGUGUGGACUCACAGCUUUUGUCGAGGCCAUACUUGAGAGUUACUCAAAUCUCAAAAUGAAAAUCUGUCAUGGGG
Messenger RNA from Chara braunii, 3661 nucleotides. Lineage: Eukaryota; Viridiplantae; Streptophyta; Charophyceae; Charales; Characeae. The record is from the annotation of a GenBank genome assembly.